Messenger RNA from Drosophila eugracilis, 636 nucleotides. RefSeq names its product ubiquitin-like protein 4A. The coding region runs from base 111 to 503 and encodes 130 amino acids. Gene Ontology annotation, biological process: post-translational protein targeting to endoplasmic reticulum membrane. The record is from RefSeq and is a predicted model, not a curated record. The transcript has 2 exons. Gene Ontology annotation, molecular function: protein binding. Lineage: Eukaryota; Metazoa; Arthropoda; Insecta; Diptera; Drosophilidae.
CUUGUUUUAAAGUGGUGGCAACUUUCGUCUGGUGGCAACACAAAGCUCGAUUGUUUAUAUUGCGAGUGAGACAUAUUUUUUAUUUUUUAUAAACAUUUCCGGAAUUUGCUAUGCAGAUCACAAUCAAAGUCCUCAAGGGCCAAGACUGCACCAUCGAGGUGUCCCAGACAUCCACGAUUCUGGAGGUGAAACAACAGAUCGAAGCGGAACUCCAAAUAUUGGCGGCCAAUCAAAAGUUAUUGCUACUGGGACGCCCCUUGAACAAUGAACAGACAAUUGCAUCCUAUCCCAAUAUCAAAGAGGGCACCAAACUUAAUUUGGUAGUAAUGAAACCCUGCCUGAGGGACAGUAUCUUGCGCGGCUUCCGGAAGCACUAUUCCGAAACCCAGGCAGAGCGUCUAACCAAUGAGUUUAUGGCUGAUUUUGAGCGACAAAUCAACGAACAGAGCCUGGAUGAUUUGGAGAGAUUGGCGGAUAGUAUAGUCAGCAAAGCGGGAACAUAACCUUAGUAAAAAUGGGAAAAAAAAACCCACCCUCCCUUAUGACGGAAGUCUAUCCUCGCCCUACUGUUUUUAUUUCCCCCUUUAUAAAAAAGAAUGAGGUAGUAAAAAUUAAGACUUGACUGAAAAAAUACAA